AUGCAAACGGUAACUCGAAUCAAGGCUGAAGCUCUGCGGGCCCCACUCUCCUCUCCAAAGCGCAAGAAACUGGAUUUCUCGGGCGAAGCUGGGAAGCGCAUGACCGCCAAGACGAGGCUGCUGCGUUACGACACGUUUGCGUUGCCAGCAUUGCGGCGCAAAGUGCACAGCUAUUUCAUGCGCAAUGAACCGCCUACGUCCGAGAAGUUACGCAACGACGUGAUCAGCGAUCCUGACAUGGACAUGACGACGAUCAGCACUCGCACGAUGCAACGAACGCUGAACGACUUGGGGACCAUAUACUACCUUGAUGAGACCUGGGUAAACGCUGGCUACACUAAGGAGACCGUAUUGACAGACACCAAAGUGAUGUCCCGGCAAGACGCAUUUCGUCAAGGCCUCUCAACAGGUAUCCGUGCACUGAGCGGUAAAGGAGGACGCCUAAUUGUUUUGCAUGCUGGCAGUGCGGAAGGCUUUGUUGAUGGAGCUGGCCUAUUGUUUCGUGCCAAGAAGGGCGCUGGUGAUUACCACACAGAAAUGGAUGCUCCGCGUUUUCAAAAAUGGUUUGUUGAACAGUUCCUACCGAACAUCAAGGCACGCAGUGUGAUUGUGAUGGAUGAUGCGUCGUAUCACAGUGCUCAAGUUGAAAAGGUGUCAAGUUCAUCAAGAAAAGCCGACAUCCAGUGCUGGUUGAAAUCGAAAAGUAUCCCUUUUUCGGAUGACCAACUGAAGAGCGAACUGCUGCUGCUCGUUAAGCAGCAUAAGCACAUGUUCCUUGCUUACCAGAUUGACACACUUGCCAGCUCUGCCGGUCAUGAGGUUGUGCGCUUGCCUCCUCACCACUGCGAGCUCAAUCCAAUAGUGCUCGUGUGGAGCCAGGUCAAAGGCUAUGUUGCUUCGAAGAACACUGACUUCAAGAUCGAUUCAGUCGAGAAGCUGCUGCUGGAAGGAAUCGCAGGUGUGACCCCGCAGAACUGGUUCCGAGACUGCACUCAUGUGAUAAGGCUUGAGGAUGAGGCAUGGGAGCGGGAUGGCUUUAUAGACAACCAAAGAGAAAGUCUCAUAAUUUCUUUGGGCACAGAUUCGAGUACUUCUGAUGAGUCGAGCAGCUCUGGCAUCAUCGGAAUUGAUGAACUGCCAUGA
Molecule: messenger RNA, 1143 nt
Organism: Dermacentor silvarum
Lineage: Eukaryota; Metazoa; Arthropoda; Arachnida; Ixodida; Ixodidae
Exons: 2
Coding region: 1-1143 (380 amino acids)
Molecular function (GO): nucleic acid binding
Source: RefSeq, a predicted model, not a curated record